AUGGAGGUUCGGAAAUGUUUGAAAUCUCCUGAAACAUUGGAUGAUGUCGUGAAAGGUCUUCAUGUUCUUUUUGAGGACGACCAUGUGAAUGUUGAAGAGGUUAUUUCGUUUUUAUCAUCGUAUCGUUCAAACCCCGCGGAUUGGGCCAAGUACGCAAAUUAUGAUCCUCACAGGUGGGGCGAUGACAUUAUGUUGAUCAUUUGUGUGUUUAUUUAAUCUUAAUCGAAAUCUAUAAUCCAAAAGUGUUUUGAUGGUGUGAUUAAAAAAUUCUUCAGGUACACAAGGAACUUGGUAGACGAAGGAAAUGGCAAAUUUAACUUGAUCGUGUUGUGCUGGGGAGAAGGUCAAGGCAGGUUAGUCCAAUUACGAUUUACCUGCCAAAUGUAAGCUCAUCUUUUUUCAAGAAUCUUUGCCUUCGUUAAAAUGAUAGAAAUAUCAAAAACCGAGUGACCAAAUUGUUUAGGAAGUUGUGCGAUACACACUUAUUUGAGCUAUAAUUAUGUAAUAUGCAAAUUGCUACAAAUUAAUGACGCAACCGCGGAAUUCGAAGUUCCCGCUAAUUAGAACAGUUUGCCUCGGAAACUUUGCGCUUACGGAGAUAUUAUAAGCUUAAGUAUUUCACUUUUUAUUAGUUUAUCGUUUAGACAUUAGAUCCAAGUUUAUGGCCAAACCACAACAAUCUCUUGAUCACUAAUGAUUUUUCUUGUGCACAAGUGAACUGGGAAGUAAUAUUGUUUUGUUGAAGAGUCCUGUCCACUCAAGGGAGUCAGUAACGUAACCAGCAUUAAAGUCAAACCGGGAAAACCAUGAGCACCAGAAAUAAUUCUGGAAAGUCAUUUUGUUGCAAGAAAAAACCAAUCAGUGGUGAGAAAACUAAACCACAAGCAAGAAGUAAUUAAUGCAUGGUUUUGUUGCAAGCUCAUGUGUCCUUAUCUUUUUGUCCAGGCAACAAGUCAUCUUUUAACUAAAAUCAUUAGCUAAGACAAGCGAACAAUGGCCCUAGGCAAGCAAACUGUGAGGGCUGCUUGUCCAAAGAAAAUGUUGGAAUUAAUUUUUUUUUUAAGCCCUUGCAUUUCAAAAGUAAUGUCUUAGGAAACUACCCAAAUUAUUGGACAGUUUUCCAAAAUGGAAGGGUAACCACUUUUAUCGGAUUAAUUAACGGACCAUCAUACAGGUUUUAGUCACCCAAAAAUAUGUUUCCUUUUUUGUACAGCUCCAUUCAUGAUCAUUCUGAUGCUCACUGCUUUCUAAAAGUACUUGAUGGAAGACUUAAGGAAACUCAGUUUGCUUGGCCUUCAGAAUCUGAGCCGGAAAAACCUCUGGAACCAAUUGCAACAAGGUUUCAGGAGACAAAUGAAGUUGCAUACAUUAAUGGUAUGAUAAAUUGUCAUUUGUGCAUAAAACAACAGCAAGCUGACAAAAAUGUUAAAUCCCAUUCACACAUCAUAUCACUUGUAACAAAAAAAGAUAAAAAUGUCUAAACUUUAUACCGUAAAUUCUCGAAUUAGUGCCCUCCUUCAAAAAGGCGAGGCUAACAAUUUUAAUAAGCUCCCCUUCAAAUAUGCACCCCCAACCCUCCCCUAAGAGAGAUAAAAUUACUGAAUGCAUUAUUCAAUUUAGAAGGAACUCAAUAUCUUGAACUUAAGAGGACAGGUUGUCAGAGGAAACAGGAUUAUUAUUGUAACCCUACUCCUCAGAUUACAAAAUGAAUGCCUCCUUUGGAUUAGUGCCCCUCUCUUGACUCAGAAAAUUAAAGAUGUGCCUAGGCACUAACAUUAGUGUUUAUGACUGUAAUAAUCAAAAUAACAAUUAUUAAUAGUUUUAUUCUUGUAGAUGUACCGGUAUGCAAAUUAAUUAUUGGGACACUUCUGCUUAUUUUUUGCUGACAGACAGCAUAGGUCUUCAUCGUGUGGAGAAUGUUAGUCAUACAAACACAGCUGCGACCCUUCAUGUUUAUAUCCCAGCUUUUGACAUGUGUCAGUCUUUUGACCAGCGCACAGGUCACAAACGCAAAUGUCAAGUGACUUUCUGGAGCAAGUAUGGUGUCAGAACACCUUAUGUAAGUUUCCCUAAGUUAGAUCUUGACUCUGGUCAGUUCUAA
Porites evermanni is the source of this 2101-nucleotide messenger RNA. The record is from the annotation of a GenBank genome assembly. Lineage: Eukaryota; Metazoa; Cnidaria; Anthozoa; Scleractinia; Poritidae.